This is a messenger RNA of Paramacrobiotus metropolitanus, 1624 nucleotides long. RefSeq lists its product as uncharacterized. Gene Ontology annotation, molecular function: protein binding. Lineage: Eukaryota; Metazoa; Tardigrada; Eutardigrada; Parachela; Macrobiotidae. The transcript is spliced from 3 exons. The record is from RefSeq and is a predicted model, not a curated record. The coding region runs from base 127 to 1320 and encodes 397 amino acids.
AAACUGCGUACUGUACAUAACAGCGCAUCAGAGAGAAUAUAAAACUGAUACAUCUUCGAGCCAAAGUGAAAAUCUUCCAAAUCAACUGUCUGUGUCGGAACCGGAAUACUACAUCAAGUUGUAACAAUGCUCGUGUUUCCCACGGUUACGGCAACCUUUUGCGUUGUUGUCGCUUUUUACACUGCAUCGAUCAGCGCAGAAUCCGAUAUAAGCGCGGCUGUACUGCCCCACCCAAGUUGUACAUACAGCGGCAAUGACCUCGAAUGCACCGCCGGCAACUACAGCAUUCCAUUUCGUCUCGAAGACCAAGGCAGUUUCAACUUGAGCCUAAUUCCCGACAAUGUCAUGUUCAUCAGGCUAGGACAACGGGGGAGGUCACUUGUCAGCACCAUGGAAAUGCGAUUCCCGAAUCUGACCGGUUUACGUGUCCUAGAGUUGCACAACUUCGGGGGGUAUGGCGGGGAUACGCUGUCACUUGAUUACCUUCUAAGCAACGUGAAAGCGACACUGCGCAGCAUACGUUUGCGCGAUUGCCGUGUCGGGAGUCUCGGUGCAAAUUUUCUCAAAGAUUAUUACGCGCUGCGCACACUGGAUUUGGCGGAGAAUGACAUAGCUUCUAUCAAUCAUUUCGCAUUUGGAAGUUUUUCCGGGAGAAGUUUCCCUCUGGAAACGAUUGACCUUCAGAAAAACAAGAUCAGCUCACUACUAUGGGAAACUUUUGCCCCAGUUGCGCAAACGUUACGGACACUCCGGUUAAACGAUCAAAAAGUAGCUGGACCCAGCACUAUUGUUGGACCACACAACAUAACCGGCAUGACAUCCAUAAUAUCCAUGGGUAUAACAUAUAAAUUCCAAGCACUGGAAACGCUGGAUCUGAGUGGGAACGCGCUAGAUUUUCCAUGGCCAGGCAUUUUACGUACGACGCUGAAUGUGUCGACGAUAGCCAGCAUUAAGCUGGACUACAACGCUUUCUGUCCGAAUGAUCCUGCCAAGAUUUGCGGGUGCUGUGCAGCAGCGGCGUUUAUGCGAUGGGUUCACGAAGUGGCCAGUAUGGCGGAUGAACGCAAGCCGGUGGUGUCGUUCACUUGUGGCCGGUUCGGAUACGGCGAGUCACCGGCUUUUUGGGCUGUCAAUUAUCCCUCCCGACCGUUGCCAGCGUUAGCAGCGUACUCCGGAUGUUGCGUCAAUGAAGGCGAUCUAGGUUGCACGACAACAACCCGACGAUCGGAAUGGGGAGUGAAUGGCGCCGUUACCUGGCGCGGUGACAUUGGCGGCAGCACCAUCAUAGUUCUGAUUACGCUCUUCCUACUGAAUGUGUGAAGGCAGGCAAGGCAAGAUCCCAAGCAAUCCAGUAUAGUGUGGCCAGUGAUCAUCCCAACCAUGUUUUUCUAGGGUAUUAAUUUUACUUUAUGCAGUAAUUAGUCUCGGUUGUGUUUGCAGUAGCUUGGGUGUAUUUGAGUUGCGUCCGUUCGCCUAGUUUUUUAUCGCAUCGUCAUUGUUUACCGGUUGAUUAUGGUAUGGGACUCGGUACAUACAGUACACAGAUACUGUACAAAAAGACCUUAAUACAAAUAUACUAGCAAGUCAGCAACCAUCCACAAAAACAGUGUCUAACAGAGAGGCA